This is a messenger RNA of Grammomys surdaster, 3931 nucleotides long. It is a transcript of the gene Kcnab2, whose product is annotated as potassium voltage-gated channel subfamily A regulatory beta subunit 2. Gene Ontology annotation, biological process: regulation of potassium ion transmembrane transport; potassium ion transport; regulation of action potential. Gene Ontology annotation, molecular function: transmembrane transporter binding; potassium channel regulator activity; voltage-gated potassium channel activity. Bases 512 to 1615 code for a protein of 367 amino acids. Gene Ontology annotation, cellular component: juxtaparanode region of axon; extrinsic component of cytoplasmic side of plasma membrane; membrane. The record is from RefSeq and is a predicted model, not a curated record. The transcript is spliced from 16 exons. Lineage: Eukaryota; Metazoa; Chordata; Mammalia; Rodentia; Muridae.
CGGGCUGCUGGUGCCCAGCGGAACCCGAGGACUCGUGGGUCCAGUGCUGGCCGAGGGGGGUCGCUCAAUCCGCCGCCACCCACGCGUGGAGCCCCGGGCUGAGGAUACCGCUCACUCAGCACAGAACCCGCCCCGCGUCACUUUUACGUCAAGGCCUCGCGGCCAAUGAGAACCCGAGCCCAAGGAUUCUGACUCUGCGCGCGCCGGCCAAUCGACGCAUCGGCGGGAGCAGCAUGAUUUGCAUGGACUCCGAGGGCCAUUGCCAAUGAGACUGUGACUGGCGUGAAUCAUAGCCAAUAAUAGGCUGCUAGGGGCGUGGCCGCGGGCGUCCCACGAGGUAAAGAUGCUGCGGGCGGAACCUGCCGGAGCGAGCGGGAUUCGGGGGUGCUGAAGUCGCAAGGGCAGGGCGGGAAGGAAGAUCCGGAACGGGGCGUGGGAUCCGGAGCUGGAGGCCCCCAGGAUCUCCCCUCUGUGAAAAGGCACGCUGAUCUGGAUAAGUGAGGCCGGCCCCAUGUAUCCGGAAUCAACCACGGGGUCCCCAGCUCGACUCUCCCUGCGGCAGACAGGCUCCCCCGGGAUGAUCUACAGUACUCGGUAUGGGAGUCCCAAAAGACAGCUCCAGUUUUACAGGAAUCUGGGCAAAUCUGGCCUUCGGGUCUCCUGCCUGGGGCUUGGAACAUGGGUGACCUUCGGGGGCCAGAUCACGGAUGAGAUGGCAGAGCACCUAAUGACCUUGGCCUACGAUAAUGGCAUCAACCUGUUCGAUACAGCGGAGGUCUACGCUGCUGGGAAGGCUGAAGUGGUAUUAGGAAACAUCAUUAAGAAGAAGGGAUGGAGACGGUCCAGCCUUGUCAUCACCACCAAGAUCUUCUGGGGUGGAAAAGCGGAGACCGAGAGAGGCCUUUCCCGGAAGCACAUAAUCGAAGGACUGAAAGCCUCCCUGGAGCGGAUGCAGCUGGAGUAUGUGGAUGUGGUUUUUGCCAACCGCCCAGACCCCAACACGCCCAUGGAAGAGACUGUGCGGGCCAUGACCCAUGUCAUCAACCAGGGAAUGGCCAUGUACUGGGGCACAUCACGCUGGAGCUCCAUGGAGAUCAUGGAGGCCUACUCAGUGGCUCGACAGUUCAACUUGAUCCCGCCCAUCUGCGAGCAAGCCGAGUAUCACAUGUUCCAGAGGGAGAAGGUGGAGGUCCAACUGCCAGAGCUGUUCCACAAGAUAGGAGUAGGUGCCAUGACCUGGUCCCCUCUGGCCUGCGGCAUCGUCUCAGGAAAGUAUGACAGUGGGAUCCCGCCUUACUCCAGAGCCUCCCUGAAGGGCUACCAGUGGCUGAAGGACAAGAUCCUGAGUGAAGAGGGUCGCCGCCAGCAGGCCAAGCUGAAGGAACUCCAGGCCAUUGCCGAGCGCCUAGGCUGCACCCUACCCCAGCUGGCCAUAGCCUGGUGCCUGAGGAACGAAGGUGUCAGCUCUGUGCUUCUGGGUGCUUCCAAUGCAGAACAACUUAUGGAGAACAUUGGAGCAAUACAGGUCCUUCCAAAAUUGUCGUCUUCCAUCGUCCACGAGAUCGACAGCAUUCUGGGCAAUAAACCCUACAGCAAAAAGGACUACAGAUCCUAAGUUACCCCGCCCCUGCUCGGACAGUUCCCGGUUCCCUCUGCCCGCCCCCGCUCGGACAGUUCCACCCUCCUUGUCUCUCUUCGCUCGCUUCUGCUGUUUCAAAGCCAAAUGCAGAGUGUGGUUCACAUCCAAGGGGGGGAAAACACUAUGCCCAGACGUUACCGGAAACUGAUCUCCAAAGUCACCGCCAGAUGCCGCCUGCCGCUUCCUCACUGGAUACUGUCCGACGGAUGCCAGAAGAUGGCAUCAAUCAGGGAGACAUCCAGAGGCUCCCACCCAAGCCCACCACCUCUGCUUAUCCUUCAAGAAGAAACACUUGCCCCCAGCCAUGGCCCUUCAUGGGGAUUCUAGAAGCCAUGGCCGGGUGGAGGUCCUCAGAGCAGGCAGGGCUGGCCUCUCUGCCAAGAAACCUCUGUCUCAGCACAGGGGUGUGCACCCUUCUCCCAGAGUCCUGAUGGUGAGAGCAGGGCCUCCCUCUUUCCAGGGACAUCAGGCACUUUGUUCAAGGCUGACCUGGGAUCCCACUCUUCCCAGGCCUUGACCUGCCCCACAUGUGCACCGGGCCUUGGCUGGGAUUCUACCCAGCUGGCCCUUGGCGCCCACCCUUACCCUUGCUGGCAGGGGCAGGGAUCCCAGCUGGCUUUCCCAGCGUCUUCCGCCCUGCAUACAACUGCCGAGCCCCACAUGGAGCCCAUUGCAGAAUGCCUCUCAAGACAGACACUCAUGGACAAGUGUGGCAGCUGGCCCCACCACAGGCAGGUGGCAGCAGGCUGGGCCCAAGCCUUCACAGACCUUCCUCCAGUACCUCUGCUGUGCCCAGAGCAGUGGGCUCAUGAUGUGGGCUCUUGCACGGAUGAAGCACUUAGAGCCCCCUGGGGUUUCCAUUGAUGAAAGCUAAGGGACUAAGGGAGAACUUCAGUAAUAAUCUCUGUGUUGUAAGAAUAGAUCCCCCAGGGCCUCUCCCUGGGAAAAAAUGGCUAGGACCCCCAUUCCCUUCUGCGCACCCUCAUGCUGGCCCAGGGCGGGAUGGGGAGAGAGAGAGUGGGAAGGAUGGACAGCCCCUUUUCAGUGGGAGCCACAUGGGUGUUGGUGCCGGGAAGCCUGCAGGUUUGGGCAGCAAAUGCUGCCUGGAGGCCCAAUCCCAUGGUCUUGUGAUGCUCUGGGGGACAGGGUCCUACCCAGCUGGCUCCCUAGGAAACCAGCCUCCUGCCCUGGACAGGCUAUGGCCAGCUCCCAGACACAAGCCCUGGAUGCAUAGCACCCUGGCUUCGCCUUCUGUAGCUGCUAUUCCAAGGCUCCUCCCUGCUGUUCUUAAGGCUAGGCAGAGGUGAGAACUAGGGUAGGGUUAUGGGGAGUAGACAAGAAGAAAGGCAGACAGGGUGGGUAGCUUCCUCUCACACAUACAACCCCCCUCUGAAAAACCUGGGCUCUCAAACCUUCGCCGCUCAUAGAGCUGACCCCUGAGACCUCAGAAGCAGCCCUGUGGGUGUGGGGAUGGAGGACACUGGACUCUGGUACUUCCAUGCCUGCUAGAGGAGCCAGCUUCCUGGACAGGGCCCUGCAGUGGCGCAGCAGGAAGUACCAGACCUGUCCACACAGCUGGCCCUGGCCCUGCUUGCUAGGUGGGCCAGGCAUGCAGGGAUGCCCACAGUAGGAGCCGCUGCCUGCCUGUGAACCACACCUCAGAGCUACGCUCUGGCUGGGUAUGUGCAAGAAAUAGGAAAACAGUCUGCAGGGCUAAGGCCCACAGGAGCCCGAGAUGCAGAAGACAUUUUAACCAAGUGUUUCUGAGAUGUUUUCUUCCAUACACACUCUUGAAGAGUCGGGGAUUGGCUUCUUAAGCUUCUGUGGCGGGCUGUGGAGGAGGAGGGGCUUGGGAGGCCACAGAAGUCGAUCAAGUGCAGACAGCCCAUCACGGGGAGCUUGCCCCAACCCUCGAAGAGUCUGAGGCCAUCUCCUUCCUCCAUGGCCUCUCCUCCCUUUAGCCCAGCUGCCUGCUGGUCACCCCAAGCCAGCCUCUCUCCACCUUCUUGAAGCAGUCUGCCUGCCGGGCCUGGUGCAGGAGGAGAGCUACGUAGAGGAACAGAGCUGGCACCCAGCUCCUGCUCAUCCCAGACCCAAGGUCCUGAGGCACAGCAGGGCACCCGCGUGCCUGCUCUUGUGUACAUAAUGUGCUUUCUCUCCAUUUUAAUGGGCGUGGCUCCUCGCUAACUGCACCCCACCAGGCCGACGCAAACGCCUCCAGCUUCCCGACAGACUCAGACCAAGGUGCGGCCCGUAUUUAUGGAAUGGCAAAUAAAACCCGAGCCCUCUGGU